Messenger RNA from Bradysia coprophila, 1839 nucleotides. RefSeq names its product Alkaline phosphatase 4 (gene Alp4). Gene Ontology annotation, molecular function: alkaline phosphatase activity. The record is from RefSeq and is a predicted model, not a curated record. NCBI's taxonomy places the organism in Eukaryota, Metazoa, Arthropoda, Insecta, Diptera, Sciaridae. Gene Ontology annotation, biological process: dephosphorylation.
AUAUUCUAUCAUAGUUUAUAGUAUAUAAUACCUAUCACUUGUAUAAAGUAAAUUGCAAGUGAGAAACGUUUUCGUAAAUUAUUAUCGUUUUGUUAUCAGAGAAGCCUACAGGUGGUGGGCAUGUUUCGUGAAUUGCUUGUAUCAAUUUUAUUAAUUAAGUUCGGAUUCUCGGCAACAUUCAACACCGAACGCGUUGAAGAUGCUUCAUACUGGCGAAAACACGCUGAGACACAUCUCAAAAAAGUAUUGGCUCAAAUUAACACCGAAACAACUGGUAAUGGUAUAAGAUCUUGCGCGAAAAAUGUCAUAAUUUUUAUUGGAGAUGGCAUGGGUCUAUCUACGGUUACGGCAGCCAGAAUUUUUAAGGGACAACAGAAAGGAACAUCUGGUGAAGAGGAAACUCUAACGUUUGAGGAGUUUCCACACACUGGUUUGUCGAAAACCUACAACGUUAACAAACAAGUACCGGACUCUGCAGGUACUGCCACGGCACUGUUCACUGGUGUUAAAACCAAUUACUAUGUUCUCGGUCUGGAUGCUGUUCAAAGUAUGAAACAAGAAGUAGAUUUCAAUGCUAGACUUCCAUCGAUCAUGGACUGGGCCCUUGCCGUAAAUAAACGGACUGGAUUCGUUACAACAACUCGUGUUACACAUGCAACACCAGCGGCUCUUUACUCGCACUCAGUUCAUCGUGACUGGGAAUGCGAUUCAAAGGUUCCGGCAAAUAUGAGUGCUAGACAAGACAUUGCAAGACAGUUGAUUGAAAAUGAUCCAGGGCGUCGAAUAAAUGUUAUAAUGGCUGGUGGCCGGAAGGUCAUGGGUCUCAAAGAAACUGCACAAGUGACCGAUCAGCCAAAAUUCAAUGGUAGCACUGAGACACCAUGUGAACGGCUCGAUGGACGAAAUUUGAUCGAUGAGUGGAUGGCACUACAUCCGAUGCAUAAAAGAAAAUUUAUCUCAAAUACGGGCGAAUUGUUGUCUUUGAACAUUGAAGAAACCGAUCACUUAUUGGGACUGUUUGCACAAAAUCACAUGUCCUACAGCAGUGUCAGAGAUAAAAGUCCGCUUGGUGAACCAUCGUUAGCGCAAAUGACGAAAACUGCAAUUAGUUUACUGAAGAACAAUAAUACGAACGGUUUUGUUUUAAUGGUAGAAGGGGGACGCAUUGAUCAGGCACAUCACCAAAACCAUGCCCGAUUGGCACUACAAGAAGUAUUUGAGAUGGACCAUGCUAUACAAGUUGCGUUAAACGAUACCAGUCGAUCGGAUACUCUUAUUAUUGUGACAGCCGAUCACUCACAUGCCAUGACGCUCAAUGGGUAUGCAGCCCGCGGUAACGACAUCUUAGGAUUUGGUAACAAACCAAAAGUUGAACCAUAUGAAACUCUAACAUACGCAAAUGGUCCGGGCUUCUGGCGACAUAGACUGAAUCAAAGUGUUGAGCAACAAGGCAAAGACGGUACAUGGUUACGAGUGAACCUGUUGACGAAUGAAGAUAGAACAAAUCCUCUAUAUCAACAUCAGGCGAUGUUUCCAUUAGACGACGAAACUCACGGCGGCGAAGACGUUGGAGUGUACGCUAUAGGGCCUGGCGCUGAGCUUCUUCGAGGAACAUUUGAACAGAAUUACAUUGCUUAUGUGAUGAGCUAUGCGGGUUGUAUGGGACCCGUCCGAGAAUUAAACGUAGCGUGUAACGGUAGUGGAUCAUAUAAUUCAGCCAUAAGUCUAUUUUCUAUCGUUAUGCUGUUAAUAUUCCAUCUAAUUAUAAGUAAAUUGUAAUGAAAUAUGCAAAUGAAACUAGGCGUAAAUUGAGAUGAAAUUAAAUUAUUUUCACCACUA